Lentinula edodes (shiitake mushroom) is the source of this 450-nucleotide messenger RNA. RefSeq lists its product as uncharacterized. Lineage: Eukaryota; Fungi; Basidiomycota; Agaricomycetes; Agaricales; Omphalotaceae. The transcript has a single exon. The record is from RefSeq and is a predicted model, not a curated record. Bases 1 to 450 code for a protein of 149 amino acids.
AUGGGCUACAAACGUUAUCCAUCCUAUUCUCGCCGAAUCAUUAUAAUUCCAGGCAUUUUUCUCUUCAUUCUCUGUAUACAGCACAUCUUUUUCGCUACCACUUUUCGAAACUAUGCCAAAAGUCAUGACAAAAUACGAAUCCUUGGCCAGUGGAAGGAUAUCAGACGCGAAUUGGGUUUGCCCACUCUACCCGACGAACUCGCCAUACCAUCAAAAGCUACUCAUAGCCCCCAAGAUUCACUGCGUUCAUCGCGCUUCUUCAAACUUAUCAAACGCAAUAUUGAUCAACCAAACGCUUUACCAGAGCUAUUCUUCGCUUCAGACGCGCUCGAGGAGCCAAAUUUUUCUUACGAAGAGUGGCAAAAGUCGCUGGCGCAGAUAGUCAACAGCGGGCAGGAGAAGAGAAACCACGGUCGAAAGAGGAAGCUGAGCGGUGAAAUUGGAAGCUGA